CUCUUCUCAACUCUUGCCGUUACUGCCUUCUCCGCUGUCGCCAGCGCCAAGACGAUCCGCAUCGACGUCGGCCAGAGCGGUCUCACUUUCUCUCCCAGCGACAUCACUGCCGCCGUUGGUGAUAUCCUGGAGUUCCACUACCACCCCAAGAACCACUCUGUUGUGGCCGCCGACUUUGCUACUCCCUGCAAGCCCAAGGCUGAGGGUGGUUUCUACUCCGGCUUCUUCCCUACCACUGGCACCGAGAACUCCAACGUCUUCCAGGUCGAGGUCAACAACACCACUCCUAUCUGGUUCUACUGCUCUCAGUCAACCGGCAACCACUGCGGUGCCGGCAUGGUUGGCGCUGUCAACGCCAACGCCAACAAGACGCUCGCCGAGUUCAAGGCUGCCGCCGAGAAGGUCACCACCAAUGAGUCUCCCAAGACCGGGGUGUUUGGUGGUAAGGUCCUCGCCUCCUCAACCACAUCUAGCGGCGCCACCACCACCUCCGGCAAGCCUGCUGCUGCCACCACC
Messenger RNA from Trichoderma atroviride IMI 206040, 516 nucleotides. RefSeq lists its product as uncharacterized. Gene Ontology annotation, molecular function: electron transfer activity. The record is from RefSeq and is a predicted model, not a curated record. Lineage: Eukaryota; Fungi; Ascomycota; Sordariomycetes; Hypocreales; Hypocreaceae.